ACACAUACAGACCGUCGCUGAGGAAGGGGGUCUUUGUGUCAGCGUCAUACUAUUCCAUCUCUCAGUGUCUGAAUGAAUCAGUCUUUGCUGUAGGAUGCUGAAAGUGGACAUCAGUGUUUUCAGCUGUUGAUCAUUUUGUCUGCUGGUCAUGGAGACUCAUCGAGGCUGGAUAGUGAUGGCUGGACUAUAGAAGAAGUUUUGUUAUAAAUAUGGAUAACAGGGGCUUUGGAGCGAAAAAGGCCAAAGAGGGCUCCUUUAAGCGUGCCUCAAUUAAACGAACAUCCUCUGGCUCUCAGAAGGCUCAGAGGGCAUGGAUUGAAAGGACAUUUCUAAAAAGAGAGUGCAAUCAUAUAUUCCCCAGCAAAGAGCCCAACAAAUGCUGUUGCGGUCAGCUGGUUAACCAACAUGUGGCUAUUCUUCCCGGUUCCACCAAUAAGAAUGUGGAAGAAGGUCAGGUGGUGCCGAUUGAGCCCCCUCAAGAGAAAUGGUCGGUUGCGAAGCACACACAAGCCAUGCCUACUGAUUCAUAUGGCAUCAUUGAGUUCCAAGGAGGAGGUCAUAUCAACAAGGCCAUGUAUAUCCGUGUGUCCUACGAUACGAAACCGGAUAACCUUCUGCAUUUGAUGGUAAAGGACUGGCAACUAGAGCUGCCCACCCUGCUGAUAUCUGUGCAUGGCGGGCUGCAAAACUUUGACCUGCAGCCCAAACUCAAGCAAGUGUUCGGAAAGGGUCUGAUAAAAGCAGCAGUCACCACUGGGGCCUGGAUCUUCACUGGGGGAGUUAGUACAGGAGUGAUUCGUCAUGUAGGAGACGCAUUAAAGGACCACUCCUCCAAGUCUCGUGGGAAGGUGUGCGCCAUCGGAAUUGCACCAUGGGGUAUCGUGGAAAAUAAAGAGGAUUUGAUCGGACGAGAUGUGACACGACCCUACCAAACCAUGUCCAAUCCCCUCAGCAAACUUUCCGUGCUUAACAACAGCCAUUCUCACUUCAUUCUGGCUGACAACGGCACUCAUGGAAAGUAUGGCGCCGAGGUGCGUCUGCGCAGGCAGCUGGAGAAACACAUCUCUCUGCAGAAGAUCAACACACGUCUGGGUCAGGGGGUCCCUUUGGUGUGUCUGAUUCUCGAAGGCGGGCCGAAUGUAAUCUCCAUUGUGCUGGAGAGUCUGCGAGAGGAUCCUCCUGUGCCUGUGGUGGUGUGUGACGGCAGUGGGCGAGCAUCAGAUAUCAUUUCAUUCGCUCACAAAUACUCAGAGCAGGAUGGGUUGGUUAAUGACAGUGUUAGAGACCAGCUUCUAGUCACCAUACAGAAGACGUUCAACUAUAACCGUAAUCAAGCACAGCAGAUUUAUCUCAUGGUGAUGGAGUGCAUGAAGAAAAGAGAGCUGAUCACAGUCUUUCGCACGGCAUCAGAAGGUCAGCAGGAUAUUGAGAUGGCCAUCUUAACUGCUCUGCUGAAAGGCACAAAUGCCUCAGCUCCAGAUCAGCUGAGUUUGGCUUUGGCCUGGAACCGUGUGGAUAUUGCUCGAAGUCAGAUCUUUGUUCAUGGACAACACUGGCCUCCUGCUGGGUCUCUGCCCACCUCAUCCACAGGUCAGCAGGACAAACCAAAGAGCCCCAUCGCCACCCGUGUCAGCAAAGGUAAACCUGCCAGGGGCAAGAAGGGCAAAGGUGCCAAAUCAAAACCUGAGCCACCGGAGGAGACAGACCCUAGAAAACUAGAGCUGCUGAACUGGGUUAAUUCUCUGGAGCAGGCCAUGAUGGAUGCACUCGUGCUUGACAGAGUGGAUUUUGUGAAGCUCCUUAUUGAAAAUGGCGUCAAUAUCCACCAUUUCCUGACAAUCCCACGGCUUGAAGAGCUUUAUAACACAAGGUUAGGGCCGAUUAACACACUACAUUUUGUGGUCAGAGAUGUAAAAAAGGGAAAUCUCCCGCCAGAUUACCAGAUCACCCUGAUUGACAUUGGACUGGUCCUGGAGUAUCUCAUGGGAGGGGCGUAUCGCUGUAACUACACUAGGAAAAGUUUUCGCACUCUUUAUAAUAAUCUCUAUGGACUAAAACGACCCAAAGCCUUGAAACUUUUGGGUAUGGAGGACGAUGACCCAAGACCUAAAGGCAAAAAAAAGAUGAAGAAGAAGAAAGAGGAGGAGAUCGACAUUGAUGUUGAUGAUCCUGAGGUCAGUCGCUUCCAGUACCCUUUCCACGAGCUAAUGGUGUGGGCAGUGCUGAUGAAGCGGCAGAAGAUGGCGCUGUUUCUCUGGCAGAGGGGCGAGGAGGCCAUGGCCAAAGCUCUGGUGGCCUGCAAACUCUACAAAGCCAUGGCGCACGAGUCCUCACGGAGCGAGCUGGUGGAUGACAUCUCACAGGAUCUUGACAAUAACUCAAAGGAUUUUGGUCAGUUAGCAUAUGAGCUGCUUGAUCAGUCGUACAAGCAUGAUGAACACAUGGCCAUGAAGCUGCUGACGUAUGAGCUGAAGAACUGGAGCAACUCCACCUGUCUGAAGCUUGCUGUAGCUGCCAAACACAGAGACUUCAUAGCUCAUACCUGCUCACAGAUGCUGCUCACUGACAUGUGGAUGGGCUGCCUGCGGGUCGGCAAGAGCAAUGGACUCAAGGUAAUCCUCGGAAUCAUUUUCCCUCCUGCCAUCCUUCUUCUCGACUUCCGAACUGGAGAUGAUCUGUCUUAUCAAAACUCUAAAGACAAAGAGGAGGUUAAAGACAAAGACGACGAUACCAAAUCUACCAAGGAUGGCACAGUGAGCAUGGAUGCAACAUCCAAGAAGGGUGAUGAGGAAGAUGGUAAAAAGAAACAGAAACGACUGCCUGUUGGAAAGAAGAUUUACUAUUUCUUUAACGCUCCAUAUACCAAGUUCUGGUUCAAUACGACUGCAUACCUGGUGUACCUGAUGCUGUAUAACUACAUCAUCCUGGUGAAAAUGGAGAGAUGGCCAUCAUUGCAGGAAUGGAUCGUCAUUUCCUACAUCAUCACUCUUGGACUGGAGAAAGUUAGACAGAUCCUGAUGUCAGAGCCCGGAAAGCUGAAACAGAAGAUAAACGUUUGGCUUGAGGAGUACUGGAACAUCACUGAUCUGGCUGCCAUCACCACCUUCCUCAUGGGCUUGUUGCUGCGCUUGCAGAACGAGCCCUACAUGGGCUAUGGCCGCGUCAUCUACUGCGUGGACAUCAUCUUCUGGUACAUUCGUGUACUCGACAUCUUCGGAGUUAACAAGUAUCUAGGACCGUACGUCAUGAUGAUUGGAAAAAUGAUGAUCGACAUGCUGUAUUUUGUGGUGAUCAUGCUGGUGGUCCUCAUGAGCUUCGGCGUUGCGCGCCAGGCCAUCCUGCACCCGGACGAAGAGCCGACGUGGCGUCUGGCGAGAAACAUUUUCUACAUGCCCUAUUGGAUGAUCUAUGGAGAAGUGUUUGCUGACUCGAUAGACCGUAAGACUAGAAUUCAUAUCUAUGCGAUGGAGAUUAACCCGCCCUGUGGAGAAAACAUGUAUGAUGAAGAUGGAAAAAAGCUUCCUCCGUGUAUACCUGGUGCGUGGCUCACACCUGCCAUCAUGGCCUGUUACCUACUGGUAGCCAACAUCUUACUAGUCAACCUGCUCAUCGCUGUGUUCAAUAACACAUUCUUUGAAGUAAAAUCCAUCUCCAACCAGAUCUGGAAGUUUCAACGCUACCAGCUCAUCAUGACGUUUCACGACAGACCAGUUCUUCCUCCACCACUCAUCAUCUUCAGCCAUAUUUACAUCGUGUUGAAGCGCCUGUGCUGCCGCUGCCGGAAGAAACAAGAAGGAGAGCUGGAUGACAGAGACCACGGCUUGAAGCUGACUCUGAGUGCUGAGGAGCUGAAGAGUCUGUAUGAGUUUGAGGAGCAGAAUGUGGAGGAGUAUUUCAGAGAGAAGGAGGAUGAGGUGCAGUCUUCCAAUGAUGAGCGCAUCCGAAUCACUUCCCAGAGGGUGGAGAAUAUGUCGAUGCGCCUGGAGGAAGUAAAUGAGCGGGAGCACACCAUGAAAGCCUCUCUGCAGACAGUGGACCUGCGCUUGGCUCAGCUCGAGGAGUUCUCCGGCCGCAUGAUGCAUGCGCUGGAGCGACUAGCUGGCAUCGACCGCUGUGAUCUGGUACGCACUCGAUCCGGGAGUUCAAUGGCCGUCGACCAGUCAGGUUUGCUUCGUCGGGGAAGUGUCACCAGUGCUGAUGGGUACAGUUUGUACCGCUGGCACCUGGAUGCCGAAGAACGUGGUGAUGAGGUCAGGGGGCAGGGAACAGAGAGGCGAAGCAGUAUUGGCAUCACUGACCUAAACCCACAACAUGCCUCCUCCUACGGUCCCACAUUGGACGUCUUGCCACUUCGGCAAAGGACACAUUCCAGCUCUAGUGUGGACAUCUUAAUCUCUCCCUGUGAGUCCUUCCCGCCACAAGAUGGAGGCCAGAACCCUCAAUCCCCAACACGCUCCUCUUGUCAGCCCACAAAAGAUGCACGCGCUCUGCUAGAAUCUAGAAUAGACACAGCAGUUUCACAUCCUCUUGAAAGGGCGCAGUCCUUGAGGCAGUACCCGAAUGAAGCUCAAAAUAACUCGCUUUCGCAUGAGAAUAGAUCCCAAAGCGGUACCUUGUAUGUAUCAAUGGCGCAAUCCAAAUUAAGCAGUCCUGGGAACACUUGGGCUUCAGAGCCUUAUGGCCUACAGGAUCAAGCAAACAGAUCCCCAACAUUGGGUCGCUGGCCUCCACGCUUUGAUUACAAAGUUCAUCCCUCCCCGUUCGGCCUUUCACCUAAGACAUCUUCAGAGAAAUUGAGACAGGUGGACGACCAAGAUAAAGAAGAUACUUCUAAAGAGAGCAAGAGGACAAACAGCCAUCAAGCGGGAAGUGAAGAGAAGAACAAAGACGAGGAUGAGAUACAGGCGAAUAACGAAAGCACCAAAACAGAGGAAGUAGACGAUAAGAGAGAGAAGCUGACAGACUCGGAUCGCUUGUAUGUAUCAGAGGACAGGAUGUACCCCGCACUCAGAUCCAAGAGUCUGAACGCUAACCCACGAAAGGUGAAGGCUGCAGGGGACGUCCUGGAUAAACCUCGAGCUGCCAGUAGUGUGAGAGACCUGGCAGAGGCCUUUGAAGUUAACACCAAUGACUACAGACCCUCCAGAGAAAGGAGUGGCACACAGACAUGAUUCUUGUCUAAAAACAGGUCACACUGUGCGAUUUUGACCACAAUUUGUUCAUCUAAGACAAAUUUGAAAAUCCUAAAAGAUUCUUAGACUCCCAGGCCAAAUUCUUGCAGUGUCAGAAAGUUUCAGACACUUUCCUGCAGUGUGACAAUCCUUACGACAAGCAUCAAACCAAGAACCAACGUACAUGCUGAACCUAAUGAUGCAGUCAGCAUGACAACUUCAAAACACCCCAGGGAAAUGGCGAAACUGUUUUUUUGGUUUUAUUGUAGGCUCGUUAUAAGUAAGACUGAUGUUUAUGUUUGCUGUGAUGUAUCAUUUCACAACACAAGUAACUAAAUGUGUCAUGAAUUGAUGACAUUCAAGCUUUUGAAUUUGGGUAGGCAGAAUCCAGGCAGAAAACCCAAAAUAGCACUUGACUUUAAGACAGGGAUGUCCAGACUCUGUCCUGGA
Molecule: messenger RNA, 5621 nt
Organism: Danio rerio (zebrafish)
Lineage: Eukaryota; Metazoa; Chordata; Actinopteri; Cypriniformes; Danionidae
Source: RefSeq, a predicted model, not a curated record